AGGCGCAGAAUGCUGCGAACGACCAGAUGCGUUCAGAAGAAGACGUUGUUCUGGAUUUGGCAGGUAGAGAGUUGACGUUAUACUAUGCCCAAGUCUUUCAGACUAUUCGUUACAACAAUCAAUCGCUUAUAGAUAAGGGAAGCUCGGCGACCCAAAAAAUUCGCAGGGUUGCGGCUUCUGUCCUAGAGAUUGAUCGCCUUCUGCUGGACCUCCGCCAUUACUCACAGCGCGCAGCAGACAUCUCCGAGGGCAUUGUCCAGACCGAGCAGUCCAUCCGCGAGAUCAUCCGACAGGUCGACCAGGUGGAGCACCUGCUCUCGAACAAAUUUCGAGCCAUCUUGUCUCGUCAGGCUGAGCUGAGGAUUCUUGAGAGGGAGCGCCAAGUCGACGCACUGAUACUCAAGUGCGAAGCUGAAUUGAAGGCGCUGGAACCAAACGCGACCGAGUCAGAAAGUCUGGCCGUGACAGAUUUCGAAGCCCGAUCGCCGGCUAACGCGGCGGCCUAUCUAGAAGACUUGGACAACAAAAUUCAACAAAGCCUCAAUCAAUACGUCGCGUACGGCAAACUUCCCCUGAAUAAGCCCGUUGAGGACAGGCCAGCUUCGGUGGCCGCAAGUCAAAUCGAGAUCGAAUAUGACGAAGCGAUGAUACAUGAUCUAGGCGCGUUUCUAGAGGAUGCCGAUUCGGAAGACCAAAAUUGAAGCGGAUCCCUAACAAGACCGCAAUUUUUAAAAAUGUAUUUAAAAAUGUUUUGAGCC
Molecule: messenger RNA, 758 nt
Organism: Schistocerca gregaria
Lineage: Eukaryota; Metazoa; Arthropoda; Insecta; Orthoptera; Acrididae
Exons: 2
Coding region: 27-701 (224 amino acids)
Source: RefSeq, a predicted model, not a curated record